Messenger RNA from Micropterus dolomieu (smallmouth bass), 3259 nucleotides. RefSeq names its product HDGF like 2 (gene hdgfl2). The record is from RefSeq and is a predicted model, not a curated record. The coding region runs from base 184 to 2211 and encodes 675 amino acids. NCBI's taxonomy places the organism in Eukaryota, Metazoa, Chordata, Actinopteri, Centrarchiformes, Centrarchidae. Gene Ontology annotation, cellular component: nucleus. Gene Ontology annotation, biological process: regulation of transcription by RNA polymerase II. Gene Ontology annotation, molecular function: double-stranded DNA binding; transcription coregulator activity. The transcript has 17 exons.
GUUGCGGCCAUCUUCACUCCGCCGUCUCUUCUCGCGGUAACGUUAGUGUACUGUUAGCUUGCUAGCUAACCCCAUCGUUUCCAGGUUUCGUGUCGAUCUGAAAAAAAAGAAAACGAAGAGAGACACAGAAAGGCUACGCAGCUGAAUACUUUUUAAAUCCAGGCUGCAUUGAGGAGCGGGACAAUGCCACACAACUUCCAGCCCGGAGACCUGGUCUUCGCUAAAAUGAAGGGGUACCCCCACUGGCCAGCCAGGAUUGAAGAUGUGGCUGAUGGGGCUGUGAAACCACCUCCUAAUAAAAUCCCUAUUUUCUUCUUUGGGACACAUGAAACAGCAUUCCUUGCACCAAAGGAUCUUUUUGCCUAUGAAAAGUACAGUGAACGCUAUGGAAAGCCCAACAAAAGGAAGGGAUUCAAUGAAGGUUUAUGGGAGAUCCAGAACAAUCCACAUGCCUCCUACAGCGCCCCACCUGUAUUCAAACUAGGGCAUCCUGGUGACCAGCAGUUUAAGCCAGCCAGCUCAUCUGACAGCGAGGGCAACAAUGCCGGAGGAGGAAGUGAUGAGGAUGAGGAUGAGGAGGAAGCCGCGGUUGCUCAGAAAGCAGACUCAGGAAGUGAGGUCGACUCAGAUACUGGGAGUGAAGACCAAGGAAGGGGAGGAGGAGUGAAGCGAAAGCCACCACCUGCUAAGCGGCCUCCCCCUCCAAAAAAGGCUCGAGGCUCGUCCAGUGACCGGGAUAGAGCGGAGAGUGGAUCUCCCUCUGAAUCAGAUCCUACACCUUCGGAGUCUGACUCCGGCAAGAACAGCGACCAGGAUUUUACUCCAGAGAAGAAAUCUGGUGGACGAGGUGGGAAGAAAGCAGGAGGCAGAGGGAAGAAAAAGAAGGCUUCGUCUGACUCGGACUCUGAAUCGGGUUCAGGGUCUGAGAAGAAAGUAGUGGACAGCGACUCAGAGGACGAGAAGCCUCGACCAGCUCUGUCUGGGUCUGAAUCCCAGUCCGGCUCAAAGUCUGAGUCAGACUCAGACCCACCUCCCCGGAAGGGCCCACAGGCGCGCAAGAAAGAAAAGCCAGCUCCAAAGCCCCGUGCACGGAAACCCAAACCCGCCCCGGCAAAGCGAGCACCUUCAUCAUCCUCCGACAGCGACAGUGACAGUGAACCCGACUGCAUUAGUGAAUGGAAGAAACGAGAUGAGGAACGCAGACGAGAGCUGGAGGAGCGCCGGAAAAAGGAGGAGGCAGAGGAGCUCCGCAGGCUACGUGAGAGAGAGAAGGAGGAAGAGGAGAAAAAGAAAAAAGACAAAGACAAAGACAAGGGUAAGGGGAAAAAAGGAAGCGACAGUGACAGCAGCAGUAGCUCAGACGAAGGUGUUGAUGAUCACCCACUAAAGAAGUCCAAGAAACCUCCUCCACCUCCAAUCCCUGCGCCCUCGGACUCUGAUUCUCCACCUCUGGCCGAGGUAAAGAAACCAUCCAAGAAGCCUGAUAACCAGAAGAAGGCACGAAUAAAGAAAGAGAAGGAGCGAAAAGAAAGGAAGGAGAAAGAGCUAAAAGAGAAGAAAGCAAGACGGUCGGAAGAAAAGUCCAGAGCGAGGUCUAAGCCUGAAAAACCCAAACGCAAACCGGAGAGGCCGCCUGAGAAGAAAGUGGAAAAGAAAAAGGAGCCAUCACCAGAAGAAAAGCUACAGAAACUCCACACAGAUAUAAAGUUUGCACUCAAAGUGGACAACCCAGACAUAGAGCGGUGUCUACAAGCACUGGAAGAACUUGAGGCCGUGCCUGUCACCAGCCAGCUCCUCCAUAAGAACGCUGAAGUUAUUGCCACUCUGAAAAAGAUUCGGCGGUAUAAAGCCAGCACUGCAGUCAUGGAAAAAGCUAGUGACGUCUAUAACAAGUUAAAACUUCGCUUCGUGGGUAAGGGGGAGGUGGCAGCUAAACCUAAAACAGAGAACAAGGAACCAGAUGAUAAUGAGAAAGAGACACAAGACACAGACUCCAUUCCAGUGAAUGGAGAUUCAGAACAGAAAACAGAUGAUAUGGAGGUAGAAGAAAAACCAAAAUCACCUGCCCAUGAGGAAAAUAAUGACGAUGCUGCUUCCAGUCCAAACAGACGGAGCCCAGAGAGCCCUGCUGAACAACAGACUCAUACAUAUGAAGAAGCAGAAGACAACUCCAUCUCUGCAGAGGUGGAACCACCUACUGUAGAAAGUUGAAAGACCCUUAACCACCACUGAAGUGGACCAAGUGCUAAAGAUGUGGCCUCUUUGUUUGACGUCAUACAGUGGUCCUGGCCCAACAACACGCCCAGCAUUUCCUAUAGUAUCUGUUACGUCAAUGUUGAUGUUUUGGACAUUUUGUACUAUAAUGAUAUCAAACCAGAAGGCCCCGUUGCUGAAACCGUUUGGUCCAUUAUUUAUCACAGCAAAAAGGAAAGCUUAUUAGUGUGAUAGUUUGUGGCGCUGCACGACUCCCCUUUUUGUUUCUGAAAUAUACUUUUCCUUUUAUACGACACUCAGCCCGUCCUGGAUCCUCACCCUGUACCCCUGCUCCUGGCUAAUUUGUUCUUUCUAUCACAUGAACUCUUACUUUGGUCUUUCAUACAGUAUGUAUAUUGAAUGAUUGCAUUUUUAGCACUUCUAACCGGAAUUUAGGCUGGGGUAGUAUGAGAUGAAACUUGAUUCUUGUGCGGAAAUCGGGUAGAAAUGCAGCCAUGCCGUUAAUUUUCUGCUUGAAAUAUGUUGUGCAGCCCUUGCAUCAUUUUUUUUUUUUUUUAUAUAUAUAUAUAUAAAGCCUACGAAACAUCACAAAGGCCUCUUGUCUGUGUGUAUGGCAUUGUGAGAGUGGUAAAGUACUAUUUGUGAGUGUUAUCUAUUUUUUAAUUAUCUGGUCUUGAUCCAGUUAAUCCAGUCUGAAAUGUAAAGCCAUUAAUUGAGUCAACUGUUUUCCAACUGAGGUCCACCUACUUUUUAUAGCCUUGUUUGCAAAUAUUUGCAUCUACAGUUUUGUCUAAAAUAAUAAUUGCUGUGGAGUUGAACACCUUGCACUCGUCUCCCCAUAGUGUCUGCUUUCAGUAACUCGCAUAAUAAAUGGAAUAACUGUACAGAUUGAAAACUGCCCUUAAAAGCUAUUAAGAUCUCAUGUAGCUGCAGCCUGUUUUGCCAUUUUCCUGUCACAUGCAUACAACAGGUGUUUUUAGUGCUAUGUAAAUUGGUAAAGCAUUUCUAUCACUAAGUUGAGACUUGAAUAAAAAUCUCAGCAUGG